Molecule: messenger RNA, 3573 nt
Organism: Otolemur garnettii (small-eared galago)
Lineage: Eukaryota; Metazoa; Chordata; Mammalia; Primates; Galagidae
Gene: GAA
Product: glucosidase alpha, acid
Exons: 21
Coding region: 282-3140 (952 amino acids)
Biological process (GO): glycogen catabolic process; lysosome organization
Cellular component (GO): lysosomal membrane
Molecular function (GO): carbohydrate binding; alpha-1,4-glucosidase activity
Source: RefSeq, a predicted model, not a curated record
AUCUCCGCUACGGGCUGGGUGCGCGUGCGCGGAGGCGAGCAGAACGAGGGCUGCCGGGCCGCGCCGACCGGACCUGUGGUCCUGGGUCGUUCCGUUGUCGGCGGCUUCCUGAUCGGAAAAGUUGAGCAAGUUAUAGCCGAAUCCGCACGGUGGCGGGUGAGGGGUCCUGCUGGACGAGGCCCCGGUAGGGUAGUGAUUCCAGUAGCACGGAGGGUCCCAGAAACGCUAGGAGGGGCUCAAGUCCUUUCUGGCCCCCAGCUGCAGUCCAUGCUGCCCCGGCCAUGCAUGUGAAGUGGCUGCCCCAUGCCCGCCCUCUGCUGGGGAUCUGCACCCUCAUCUGUUUGGCCACUGCUGCCCUCCUGGGCCACAUCCUGCUCCAUGAUUUCCUAGUGGUCCCUCAAGAGCUGAACAGCUUCUCCCCUGGUCUGGGGGAGACUCACCGAGCUGCCCAACAGGGAGCCAGAUGGCCAGGUUCCCGGCAAGCCCAGGGGCCUCCAGGCAGUCCUGCAGCAGCACCCCCACAGUGCGACGUGCCCCCCAACAGCCGCUUCGACUGUGCCCCAGACAAAGCCAUCACCCAGGAGAAGUGUAAUGCCCGCGGCUGCUGCUACAUCCCCACAAAGCAGAACCCACAGGGCACCCGGAUGGGGCAGCCCUGGUGCUUCUUCCCGUCCAACUACCCCAGUUACAAGCUGGAGAACCUGAGCUCCUCUGAGAUGGGCUACACAGCCACCCUGACCCGCUCCAGCCCCACUUUCUUCCCAAAGGACGUGCUAACCUUGCGGCUGGACGUGAGGAUGGAGACAGAAAGCCGCCUCCACUUCACGAUCAAAGAUCCUGCCAAGAGGCGCUACGAGGUGCCCUUGGCGACCCCACGUGUCCACAGCCAAGUGCCAUCCCGGAUCUACAGCAUAGAGUUCUCAGAGGAGCCCUUUGGGAUUGUCGUACGCAGGAAGCUGGAUGGACGGGUGCUGCUGAACACCACUGUGGCACCCCUGUUCUUUGCUGACCAGUUCCUGCAGCUCUCUACCUCCCUGCCUUCCCAGUACCUGACAGGCCUGGCUGAGCGGCUGGGGCCCCUGAUGCUCAGCCCCAACUGGGCCAUGAUCACGCUCUGGAACCGAGACAUUGCCCCCAAGCUUGGCGCGAACCUCUAUGGGUCCCACCCUUUCUACCUGGCACUGGAGGAUGGCGGGUUGGCACACGGGGUGUUUCUCCUGAACAGCAACGCCAUGGAUGUGGUCCUGCAGCCGAGCCCAGCCCUCAGUUGGAGAUCAACAGGCGGGAUCCUGGACGUCUACGUCUUCCUGGGCCCAGACCCCAAGAGCGUGGUGCGGCAGUACCUGGACGUAGUGGGGUACCCAUUCAUGCCACCGUACUGGGGCCUGGGUUUCCACCUCUGCCGCUGGGGCUACUCCUCCACCGCCAUCACCCGCCAGGUGGUGGCCAACAUGACCCGGGCCCACUUCCCCUUGGACGUCCAGUGGAAUGACCUGGACUACAUGGAUGCCGGGAGGGACUUCACCUACAACAAGGACACCUUCAGAGACUUCCCGGCCAUGGUGCAUGAGCUGCACCAGGGCGGCCAGCACUACGUGAUGAUUGUGGAUCCUGGCAUCAGCAGCUCAGGCCCCCCCGGGAGCUAUAGACCCUAUGAUGAGGGUCUGCGGAGAGGGGUUUUCAUCACCAAUGCAACUGGACAGCCACUGAUCGGAAAGGUGUGGCCUGGAUUCACUGCCUUCCCUGACUUCACCAACCCUGAGACUCUGGACUGGUGGCAGGACAUGGUAGCAGAGUUCCACGCCCAGGUGCCCUUUGACGGCAUGUGGAUUGACAUGAAUGAACCUUCCAACUUCGUGAGGGGCUCUGUGGAUGGCUGUCCUGUCAAUGAACUGGAAAGCCCGCCCUAUGUGCCAGGCGUGAUUGGUGGGAGCCUCCAUGAUGCCACCAUGUGUGCUUCCAGCCACCAGUUCCUGUCUACACACUACAACCUUCACAACCUCUAUGGUCUAACGGAAGCCAUUGCCUCUCACAGGGCCCUAGUGGAGACUCGAGGGACACGCCCCUUUAUAAUAUCCCGCUCAACCUUUGCUGGCCAUGGCCAGUACGCCGGCCACUGGACAGGGGACGUGUCGAGCACCUGGGAGGACCUUUCGUCCUCAGUGUCAGAAAUCCUGCUGUUUAACCUGCUGGGGGUACCCCUGGUCGGGGCUGACAUCUGUGGCUUCAUGGGCAACACAUCAGAGGAGCUGUGUGUGCGCUGGACCCAGCUGGGCGCCUUCUACCCCUUCAUGCGCAACCAUAACAACCUGUACAACAUGCCCCAGGAGCCCUAUAGGUUCAGCGAGCCGGCCCAGCAGGCCAUGAGGAAGGCCUUCGCUCUGCGCUACGCGCUGCUACCCUACCUCUACACUUUGUUCUACAAGGCCCAUGUCAAUGGGGAGACUGUGGCCCGACCCCUCUUCCUGGAGUUCCCUGAGGACCUCCACACCUGGACUGUGGACCGCCAGCUCCUGUGGGGGGAGGCUCUUCUCAUCACCCCAGUGCUCGAGGCUGGGAAGACUGAAGUGACAGGCUACUUCCCCUCGGGCACAUGGUACGACUUGCAGACGGUGCCAGUACAGGCCUUUGGCAGCCUGCCCCCAUCACCUCCAGUAUCCCUCAGGCCAUCCAUCCAUAGCCAGGGGCAGUGGGUGACACUGCCGGCCCCACUGGACACCAUCAACCUCCACCUCCGGGCAGGGUACAUCAUUCCCCUGCAGGGCCCUGGCCUUACAACCAGAGAGUCCCGCAAGCAGCCUGUGACCCUGGUCACAGCCCUGACCAACAGUGGGGAAGCCCAAGGGGAGCUGUUCUGGGAUGAUGGGGAGAGCCUGGGGGUGCUGGAGCGUGGGGCCUACACGCUGGUCACCUUCCAGGCCAAGAAUAAUACAAUCACGAAUGAGCUGGUGCACGUGAGCACAGAGGGGGCUGGCCUGCAGCUGCAGAAGGUGACGGUCCUGGGGGUGGCCACGGCCCCUCAGCAGGUCCUCUCCAAUGGCGUCCCUGUGUCCAACUUUACCUACAGCCCCAACACUGAGAUUCUGGAUGUCCCUGUCUCGCUGUCCAUGGGGGAGCAGUUUCUCAUCAGUUGGUCCUAGCAGGGUGACCCUUACGGGGGAGGCUGAUUUCCUCAUGAGGCAGAGCCGAGCAUUCAUGGCACCUGUGUAUCUCCCUUGGGUCCCCUGAACCUCCUGGGGUUGGGGCUCUGGUCUCCUGACAUAUCUUUGAAAUGUUCUCUCCAAUCCCAUGGCUGCCUAGUGCCCUCAGGGGGUGCUCUCUUGCCUCCCCCAGCCUGUCACUGGCAGGUGUCCCUGGCACCAGAGAUGCCAAGAUGGGGAGUGUUGCCUCUGCACCCAGGGUCAUGCCACGGCCUGCUGUGGCACAAAGCAAGGAUGGUGCUCUGUGGGCCCCCACAGCUCCCCUGGGAAAGCUGCCCACUAAGCCAACCAGAGUGAGCCUUGAGAAUUCACAGGCUUGAGACUUUCUUGAUCUGAAGUGCAGUUACAUCCAGUAAAGGGGCAUUCGGAAUGA